AUCGAUUUUUAUCCGCUUAGGUUAUAAAUCGCUUUAAAUCGUUUUCCUUUCUCUUUGUACAUACGAAGGCAUGGCAUUUGACAGGACGGAGAGAUUCGUGGAAAUAGCUACGUCAACUUCUGCUCAAGUGGGACCGGGGACUUACGAUAUAUCGGAUCCAUCAAAGCCAGCUCGACAUCUGGACAACGCUUAUCCAUUUUUGAGAGGAGCUAGCAAGCAGACACUCGGCAUACCAAAAGAUGUGCAUAAGUUCCCGGGUCCUGGUUCUUACAAUAUAGAAGCGCCACGGAAACGUAUACCAGAACGUGCAUUUUCCCUAUUCAUGCUUCAUUUAUUUACAAUUCUUCCGCAUCGGUAUACGCACAGAUAUUCGAUAUCCUCUAAGAUUCAAUAAUUUACAGGGCGGCGUUAGUCUUGAUUAUACCGAUGUUAGAUUUAAAGAAAAGAUGUGUGAAAGACCAAGUCCAACACAAUAUAUCUUGCCGAAUGAUUUGUUUAAGGAAACACCUCGAAAAAUAAAAUCCCAUCCGGGUA
Messenger RNA from Mycetomoellerius zeteki, 534 nucleotides. RefSeq lists its product as uncharacterized. The transcript is spliced from 2 exons. The record is from RefSeq and is a predicted model, not a curated record. NCBI's taxonomy places the organism in Eukaryota, Metazoa, Arthropoda, Insecta, Hymenoptera, Formicidae. The coding region runs from base 71 to 394 and encodes 107 amino acids.